AUGGAUACAAUUGAUCAUUCCAAGGAAGUGAGGGUGGAACUAGCUUCACUUACAACCAAACCAUCUUCAAAGUCUUUGCAAGAUGAAAUGAGCCUACAGGAUAAUUCAGAGCAAGUUGUGCACCGAGAAUACUUAACUGGUUGGAGACUUCAUGUACUCACUCUCUGUAUUUGUCUUUCAAUUUUCUUGCCAAAUAUUGAGGUUUCUAUCGUCAGUACGGCUUUGGUGAAUAUCACCAAUGAUCUUCAUGGCUUUAGUCAAACGGGCUGGGUUAUUGUGAAUUACUUGGUCACAUAUACUGUACAAGCAUUUAUCAUUAUUUGGGCCAAAAUCAGCGAUAUUAUAGGCAGAAAGAAGACUCUAGCUACCUCGCUUGUCAUAUUUACGGCAUUUUCAGGAGGAUGUGGGGCCUCGCAGACAAUUACACAACUGAUAAUCUGCCGAGCUCUUCAAGGCGUUGGAGCUGCUGGUUGCUUCUCUAUUGCCACAAUUGUCAUUUUUGAGAUGGCUCCAAAGGAGAAAUAUCCCAUAUAUGGAACUAUUAUAUCGGCAGAUGUGGCAUUAGCGACUGCACUUGGGCCAAUUCUUGGAGGACUCAUCACAGGAAAGACGACCUGGAGAUGGGUGUUUAUCUUGAACGUCCCUGCAGGAAUAGUCACAAUGAUCUUGCUUUUCUUAUCAAUGCCUUCCGGUUUUCCACAUCAAGGAAAUUCUGCCAAGGGUCAACCGGGUCUAUAUCCGAAACUAUCAAUGGCAUCUUUCCUCCGAAUCGACUUUCCUGGAACUCUGCUCUUACUUGGGGCAUCAUUCCUCUUUGUGACCUCUCUUCUAGAAACAUCUACGAGAUUUUCAUGGGGGUCACCUACUACAAUUUCACUCCUUGUGCUAUCAGGAGUAUUUCUCAUCGCCUUCUUAUUUUGGGAGCGUCACAUUACCAUUAGCUCUUCGCAACAAGAGCCUAUUUUCCCCUGGCGUUUCGUCCAUAAUAGAGCAUGGAUGGGUAUGCUCUUUGCAUCCCUUCUAUUAGGCGUUCCAUUCACCGUGCUCGUGGUCAACAUUCCACAAAAGUUCCAGACUGUCAAAGGCCUAUCCCCACUGCAAGCAGGAAUUCGAUUACUUCCCUAUGCACUUGUCGCACCCAUUGGUUCGUUCAUGGCAAAUGGCAUCAUGUCGAAAACGAAGAAAUACCCGCCUGUUUUUCUGGUUCUUGUGGGUGCCAUUCUGCAAGUUCUUGGGUUGGCUUUAUACUGUGGAUUGGACACUGGUAUAGAUGUUAGGAAGAGUCAAUAUGGGUUUCAGGCAAUUGCUGGAUUUGGACUGGGGAUAUCUUUUGGUACUUUAGUCCUAAUGACUCCUUUUAGCGUUGAUCCACAGGAUCUUGCAACUGGCACAGGCGCAAUGGUGCAAUUCCGUCAGCUGGGAAGCGCAAUCGGACUCUCAGUAGCCGAGAGUCUGAUGAAUUCUCAACUAACAUCCAAACUUUCCUCGGUUCUGGCCGCAGAACAACUUGCUGCACUGUUAGAAACUACGACGGUGGUGAAUCGAUUUCCUCCAGAGUUGAAGACUCGUGUGAUCGGUAUAUUUGCUGGGGCGUAUGGGCUACAAAUUAAAGUCGUUACUGCUUUUGCUGCUGUGGAGGUGCUUGUUGUAAUGCUAAUUCUGAAACGGAAGCAAAUAAGGGUUGGAUGA
Molecule: messenger RNA, 1689 nt
Organism: Sclerotinia borealis F-4128
Lineage: Eukaryota; Fungi; Ascomycota; Leotiomycetes; Helotiales; Sclerotiniaceae
Source: the annotation of a GenBank genome assembly